AGUGUUGCUGUGUGUGCCAUUAAAAGAAAAUAAGGCAUCCCGGUUGUGCGCUGAUAUUUAAAAAUCGUUGAAAUAAUCUCGUUGUGCUGUAUUCCAAUUCGCACUCCUCUGCCAUAAGAUGAUGCGCGCGCAUAUUUUCGUUGUAAUUUAUGGCUUGUUUAUAGCAAAAUACGCAUUUGCAGCCCCCGCUACCAAUACGAACGCGGAGGAUAUAAAUGCGCUUUAUGUGCAACAACUUCUGAGCAAUCUUAAUACCAGCGUUGAUCCUUGUGAGGAUUUUUAUGCAUACGCCUGUGGUAACUGGGCGCAAAACUAUGACGCUGCCGCGUAUGUUGAUGUGCCCGGUUAUAUGGACCAUAAAGUGAAUAAACAACUGUUGAGCGCGUUGUUGGCGGCCAAGGCGAAACUAACUGAAAAUGGUGUGAUACAACAAGCCUGGCGCUACUAUGAGUCGUGUGUGAAUCUUGAGGCGCCCGCACUAAAUUCAUUCCUGCGCUAUGUGCAACAGGCAUUGCAUUUGGAGUGGCCCAUAUUUCGCGCUGAUUGGCAGCAGCCUUGGCGGAAUGAAACACAAUUUGAUUGGUUGAGGGUAAUUGGCGGCUUGCGCGCUUAUGCACUGAAUGGCGUAUUUAUUACACAACAUGUAAAUGUGCGUCUCACCAACGGUUCACAUUAUCUGUUGGAGUUACAUGCGCAACAACCAAUAACUGCGGUGACGUGGUCACUUGCCUUGCGCUACAAGGAUAUUGAAGACAUAUUUAUUAAUUUUGGUUUGACACUGGAGGAGGCGCAUAAUGUGAGCACCGCUGUUAUUGCGUUGGAGCAGGCUAUGGAUAACGCAUCCGGUGCUUUUGCACUACUAAAUGCGAACACUUUAAAUGCAAGCGAUACAAAUGUGACGCGCGCAAACUUGACGAGCUUCGAGAUGAAUAUCGCGGAUUUAACGGAGUUAGUGCCGCAAAUUGAUUGGCGGAAGUACUUGGAAAAUGCGCUCGGCCAGGUAGUGGACUUAGAGAGAACUUUGGUGCAAACAUACUCCUACGAUUUGACCUACUUCCGCCAAUUGCCAGCUCUGCUUGCCGCGCACUCAAAUGAAACUAUUGCCUACUACAUAAUGCUGAAAUUUAUGUAUCAAUUAAGUGCCGAUUUGCCUGCCGUUGUGCCCGGAGCGGAUAAGUCAAACCACUGCGUGCGCCUGUUACGCGGUUAUAUGCCACUAGCAGCUAAUUACUUGUACGAAGAAUAUUACUAUAAACAGCGACGCGUGGCUAGUGACGCAGCGCUGCAGCGCAUGUUCAACAAAUUACGUGGCAACUUCGCGCAAAUAGUCGCCGUCAAUACUAUGCAGCUGAACUCCACCGCACGCGCUUACAUACGCGACGAGCUGGCCGGCAUGCAGCUACGCGUAGGCAAUGUGCCGCAUGCGGCGCAGAAUUUGACACGUUUUGUUGAAGAAUACUAUGCGGAUGUACGCAUGAACGGCAGCGACUUUUAUGUCAACCAUAUACAGCUGAUACGCAGCAAUGUGCGCCGUUCGCAGGCGAAGCUGUUAAAUUUACCACGCGCGUCAAAUGCGUCGCAGCAGUUGAUUUACGAGCACGAUUUCGAAACUGCGAGUUCCUCAUCGCCGGUGAAAAUCUUCGAUAAUGUUGUGCUUGUGCCAUACGGCUACCUGCAGCUGCCGCUGUACGAUCACCGCCUGGACGCGCUGUUGCAGUAUUCGCUUUUCGGUUUCAUACUCGCGCAUGAGAUAAUGCACGCUUACGAUCUGUUUCACAUCAUUUACGAUCAACACGGCAACUUCAAUGCGUUGGGCUUGGACGUUGCUGAGCAUUAUUGGGAUUUCAUCAACUGUACGCGCCAGACGCAGCUGAAUGAUGUGCUUUCCGAGAAUAUGGCCGAUGUAGCUGGUUUGCGCCUGGCAUACCAAACGUAUUUCGGCGUGGCCGAGAGUAGCGCUGUUGCAAAAGAAUCAAACAACAUUACUAAAGUUGAUGUUGCAAAAGAAUCAAACAACAUUACUAAAGUUGAUGUUGAACUGCUUGCCAUGGAUAAUAAUGAAAUCACUGAUAAUUUCACAAACACCUCACCAUCGGCAGCCUCAUCCCCAUUACAGCCGCUUGGCAAUUUCACUCGUCCUCAACUGUUCUUCAUCAACUCUGUGCAAUUUUUGUGCGCCAACAUGCCGCGCAUUCAGGCGCUGGACGUACAAGCGGUGCACCUCGGCCAUGACAUGCAUGAUGUGCGCGUUCGACGUAAUUGGGCGAAUUUAGAGCAUUUUGCGGUCGCAUUUCAGUGUGCACGCGACACACCGAUGAAUCCGAGCCAGAAAUGUCGGUGGUGGUGAGCAGGUGAGGGGCCUGUGCGCUUGUUGUCCAUAAUGUGGUGAUGGCGCCGUUCAUAAGCGGAUUACAAUUUUCUAAUUCUAAUAUGUAUGUAUGUGUAUGUACUUUAAUGUUUGUUUGCAUCUCUUUGCGAAAAAAUAACGAAUUAUGUUAAUGGUAAAAGUGUAGCUUAUUUGCGUUAAAGUUCUCGCAUUUGGCGCGCUCGAAGUAGAAACAUUUUUCGCUUACAAAUAAACACAUAAAUAGUUUAUGAAUUAUAAUUUCCACCCUUGACCGCCUUUAUGUAUGCAGCGAAUUUUUGCGUCGUGUCUGAAAGCUGUUUAAGCAUUCGUAAAGUUAGUUUGCGGUACUUGCCUUUUGUGUUGGUUAAAUGUAUUCCCAGUUGUGAAUUGUAAUUUUGAAAUUA
Molecule: messenger RNA, 2751 nt
Organism: Anastrepha obliqua
Lineage: Eukaryota; Metazoa; Arthropoda; Insecta; Diptera; Tephritidae
Product: phosphate-regulating neutral endopeptidase PHEX-like
Exons: 2
Coding region: 119-2347 (742 amino acids)
Biological process (GO): protein processing
Cellular component (GO): plasma membrane
Molecular function (GO): metalloendopeptidase activity
Source: RefSeq, a predicted model, not a curated record